AUGAUUGGCCAAGGCACAACGGGCAUGCUCGGCGAAGAUGGCAUCCACGUCGACAUGAACCACCUUAAAAGCGGAGAGGUCAACCUCGGAACCUCCAUCAUGGCUAUCAACUUCAAGGACGGUGUUAUUCUGGGUGCAGACAGUCGCACAACUACUGGUGCCUACAUUGCCAAUCGAGUCACCGACAAAUUGACACAGGUUCACGAUACCAUUUGGUGCUGCCGAUCGGGUUCGGCAGCCGACACCCAAGCUGUGGCGGACAUUGUCUCCUACCAUCUCAACAUGUACGGUGUUGUCAACGGAGAGGCUCCUAGCACUCAGGUGGCUGCAUCACUUUUCCAGGAAUUGUGCUAUGAGAAUAAGGAUUCUCUAAGGUCAGCUGACUCCGUCGCCGGUAUCAUCAUUGCUGGAUAUGAUCCACGACACGGUGGCCAGGUGUACUCGAUACCGCUGGGAGGAUCGCUACACAAGCAGUCGUUUGCAAUUGGAGGAUCAGGAUCGACCUACAUCUACGGUUAUACCGAUGCGCACUGGAAAGAGCAGAUGACAGAGGAAGAGGGCAUUGACUUUGUGCGAAGCUCUCUUCAGGAAGCGAUCAAGUGGGAUGGUAGCUCUGGUGGUGUUAUUCGAAUGGUUGUCUUGACUAAGAAGGGCUCCGUUCGACACCUUUACCUGCCAGACAAUGGCUACACUGGACCUGGAGUGACAAAUUAG
Molecule: messenger RNA, 714 nt
Organism: Penicillium taxi
Lineage: Eukaryota; Fungi; Ascomycota; Eurotiomycetes; Eurotiales; Aspergillaceae
Gene: pre3
Product: proteasome core particle subunit beta 1
Exons: 5
Coding region: 1-714 (237 amino acids)
Cellular component (GO): proteasome core complex
Molecular function (GO): threonine-type endopeptidase activity
Source: RefSeq, a predicted model, not a curated record